AUGUCUGAUCAAGCAAAUCAAGGCCAAGGUCAAGGCCAAGGUCAAAGCCAAGGUCAAGGUUACAACCAGUACAACCAGUAUGGUCAAUAUAACCAGUACUACAACCAACAAGGCUACCAAGGCUACAAUGCCCAACAGCCACAAGGCUACCAAGCUUACCAAGGCUACAAUGCCCAACAGCCACAAGGCUACCAAGCUUACCAAGGCUACAAUGCCCAACAGCCACAGGGUUACAAUGCUUACCAGGGCUACAAUCCUCAACAGCAAGGUGGCUACAAUCCAAACUAUAACAAGAAUUACAACAAUAGGAACAAUAAACAAGGCUACCAAAACUACCAAGGUUAUAAUGCUCAACAACCACAGGGUUACUCUGCAGCCGCUCCAGCAGCUUCUCAGGGUAUGACUCUAAAGGAUUUCCAAAAUCAACAAAGCUCCUCUAACACUGCAGCUAAGCCAAAGCCUAAGUUAAAGCUAGCAUCAAGUUCUGGUAUUAAGCUAGUUGGUGCUAAAAAGCCAGUUGCUACCAAGAGUGAAGAACCUAAAGAAGAAACCAAAUCAUCUGAGGUCAAAGAAGAGAAGAAGGAAGAUGCCAAGGUUGAUGCUGAGAACGAAGAGAAGAUUGAUGCCAAGAUUGCUGAUCUUAAAAUAUCUGAGAAAGAAGAAGUAAAACCAAAGGAAGACGCUAAACCUAAAGAAAACGAAGCACCAGCCUCUUCCGAAACAUCCAAAGACCAAUCGGCUAAUACCAAGACCGAUUCAGCAGCAGGUGUUUCUUCUGCAGAUGUCCUAAUUAAGGAACAAGAAGACGAGGUAGAUGAAGAAGUCGUUAAAGAUAUGUUCGGUGGUAAAGACCAUGUCUCUAUUAUCUUUAUGGGUCACGUUGAUGCUGGUAAAUCUACCAUGGGUGGUAACUUGCUAUAUCUAACGGGUUCUGUUGACAAAAGAACUGUUGAGAAGUACGAAAGAGAAGCCAAGGAUGCUGGUAGGCAAGGUUGGUACUUAUCUUGGGUUAUGGAUACCAACAAGGAAGAAAGAAAUGAUGGUAAGACCAUUGAAGUGGGUAGAGCUUAUUUCGAAACAGAGAAGAGACGUUAUACCAUCUUGGAUGCACCAGGUCAUAAAAUGUACGUUUCGGAAAUGAUUGGUGGUGCUUCUCAAGCCGAUAUUGGUAUUUUGGUUAUAUCUGCCAGAAAGGGUGAAUAUGAAACUGGUUUCGAAAAAGGUGGUCAAACUCGUGAGCAUGCUCUUUUGGCUAAGACUCAAGGUGUCAACAAAAUGAUCGUUGUUAUCAAUAAGAUGGACGAUCCUACUGUUGGUUGGGACAAGGAAAGAUACGAUCAAUGUGUUAACAACCUAACCAACUUCUUGAAAGCUGUUGGUUACAAUGUCAAAGAAGAUGUUGUUUUCAUGCCAGUUUCUGGUUAUACCGGUGCUGGUUUGAAGGAUCGUGUUGAUCCUAAGGAUUGCCCAUGGUACACUGGACCAUCUUUGUUGGAAUAUCUAGAUAAUAUGAAAACAACUGACCGUCGUAUCAACGCGCCAUUCAUGCUUCCAAUUGCUUCUAAAAUGAAAGAUAUGGGUACCGUUGUCGAAGGUAAGAUAGAAUCUGGUCAUAUUAGAAAAGGUAACCAAACUCUUCUAAUGCCUAACAAAGUUAAUGUUGAAAUUCUGACCAUAUACAACGAAACAGAGAAUGAGGUUGACAUGGCUGUAUGUGGUGAACAAGUUAGAUUAAGAAUCAAGGGUGUCGAGGAAGAAGAUAUUUCCGCCGGUUUCGUAUUGACUUCGCCUAAGAAUCCUGUCAAAAAUGUUACCAGAUUUGUGGCACAAAUUGCCAUUGUCGAAUUAAAAUCGAUUAUGUCUGCUGGUUUCUCAUGUGUGAUGCACAUUCACACAGCCAUCGAAGAAGUUGUCAUUACAAGAUUGUUGCAUAAACUUGAAAGAGGUACUAACAGAAAAUCUAAGAAACCACCUGCAUUUGCCAAGAAGGGUAUGAAGAUCAUAGCAGUCAUAGAGACUCAAGAACCUGUAUGUGUGGAAACAUACGAUGAUUAUCCACAAUUAGGAAGAUUCACCUUGAGAGAUCAAGGUACCACCAUUGCUAUUGGUAAGAUUGUCAAAAUCUUGGAUAAUUAG
Molecule: messenger RNA, 2136 nt
Organism: Kluyveromyces marxianus DMKU3-1042
Lineage: Eukaryota; Fungi; Ascomycota; Saccharomycetes; Saccharomycetales; Saccharomycetaceae
Gene: SUP35
Product: translation termination factor GTPase eRF3
Exons: 1
Coding region: 1-2136 (711 amino acids)
Biological process (GO): nuclear-transcribed mRNA catabolic process, deadenylation-dependent decay; translation; translational termination
Cellular component (GO): translation release factor complex
Molecular function (GO): GTP binding; GTPase activity; translation release factor activity
Source: RefSeq, a predicted model, not a curated record